ACCACUGAGUCACCGCGCACGUUACUUAUAUAUAAGACCCGAGAUACAACACCCGCUCAGUGUGUCUUAGUGUCUGCAGGAGUGUGGGUUUACUCUCGUACUUAACCUGCAAAAGUGUUUGUGCUGUGGAUUGACAAUAUUUUAGUUCUUAAAAAGCCAAGAGGAUAUCAACAAUGGUCGCUCCGUACUUCGAGGGUCACUUGAAGAGGUCUCUGGUUCGUAUACCGAACAGAUCCUCGGACAGAUCUCAGAAAGCCAUCAUCGCUGACCUCUCCAGAGUGUCUGGCCUGGCCGCCAUGUUGAAUGUUUCCCGUGGCUUGCCCCCUGGUUGCCUCUUCAACCCGUCUGUCUCUUCUCAACUCGUGUCCAACACGGGUAAAAUAUCUACAAACGCUAAUGCUUCCCCGACAACUCCAGUGGCCACCUCAAGACCUACUACUUUACCUCCUCAACCACCUAACGCAAUGACUCCCAGUUCAUCUGAUCAAGCCAUCAGGACGAGGCCUACCACAUUACCUGUUGAAGAGGUCACCGCUUCACCAGUAAGGGUAACUCCAUUAAUAAUACCAACGAGAGCACCCCACAUAAAUAUUUCAACUUGCCGGAAACACCCUAGACCUGAUGAACCUCAUGACGUGGUAUCGAGAGAUGUCUUCCCGCCCUCUAAGAAAGCUCGAGUUACGCCAGAAACGUCUACUGAAGAAGUUCAGCAUGCUGGAAUGCUCCAGUCACCCACUGGCACCACUGGUAUAAGAAUGAUACCUGUAUAUGCAGUGCCCCUGACGCAAUACGUCUCCUCACACCUCCUGCAAGAGAGAAACAGACUCAAACAAGAGAAUUUGGUUCUGAAACGGCGACUGAUUCAGAUCCAGCAGCUCUUCCGCAACAAACAGCAACUAACCACCGUGGUCAGGAACCUUGGUAUUCAGGUGCAGGAAUAAGCUCUAAGACGAGGCUGACGUAUUGUAAUUCUGGUCAAAGAACUUUCCUCACCAUCUAUUAUCGUCCCAUCAUUAUAUACCAAUGUUGUCAUUCUCGGCCCAUUGAAUAAUGUUAUUAAUUUGUGUAAUGACCGUCACCUUAUGUGAAAUUUAUUUAAGAAAUUCAGUAAUAUAACUUAGUGCAGUGCCAUUAUAUGCAGUUUAAAAUCCCUUUUAAUAUGUAUCAUAUCUACCGAAACCAUAACCCUCAAGGAAGGUUCCUUAAGGCCGGUGAAGUGCUCUUGAUCCAAGGAUUUGGUCCUAAACGCCUCUUCCCGGGAUCAAAUUUAAUUACCCGCCAUUCCCUCAGGUGCUAUAUGGUUCCUAAGGCUUUAGUGUUUUCCCAUAAAUGUAGUAAUACCAAGACAAAUUAAGUCGAGUUUUAGUGACAAACCAUUAUCUUCAAUGGUUAUACUGUAGUUAUAAUAUUCUUUACUGUGGCAUGUAUGUAUUUGUGCAUAUGUACAC
Cherax quadricarinatus is the source of this 1448-nucleotide messenger RNA. RefSeq lists its product as uncharacterized. The record is from RefSeq and is a predicted model, not a curated record. NCBI's taxonomy places the organism in Eukaryota, Metazoa, Arthropoda, Malacostraca, Decapoda, Parastacidae.